Molecule: messenger RNA, 3072 nt
Organism: Anopheles maculipalpis
Lineage: Eukaryota; Metazoa; Arthropoda; Insecta; Diptera; Culicidae
Product: aminopeptidase N-like
Exons: 5
Coding region: 1-3072 (1023 amino acids)
Biological process (GO): proteolysis; peptide catabolic process
Cellular component (GO): cytoplasm
Molecular function (GO): metalloaminopeptidase activity; peptide binding; zinc ion binding
Source: RefSeq, a predicted model, not a curated record
AUGGUGCGUUUGUUAAUCCUAGUUACGGUUGGUCUGUGCUGCCUUUUCGCAGCAGACAAUCGGUUCGCGCGAGCGGAAAGACCCCCAUUCAAGAGUAGUAGUGGCCUUUAUGUGGACGAACCGCAACUGGCGGCCAGUGAGCUGGAAAGUGAUGGAACUUUCGUCGGUGUAGUUCCGGCCCAACCCGUGAACGAAGCCUACCGUCUGCCGAAAACUUCCAUUCCGAUCCAUUACGAUCUUCAUCUGACUACGGAAAUCCAUCGCAACGAACGAGAGUUCAGUGGUUCUGUAGCCAUCCAGCUACAGAUAUUGGAAGCGACGGACAAACUGGUGUUACAUAAUCGCGGGCUAGUGAUCUCGUCGGCCAAGAUCUCGGCGUUGCCGAAUGGCGUUACCGGAGCUCCAACACUGAUCGGAGACGUAACGUACAGCACGGAUACCACGUACGAGCAUAUUACCUUUACAUGUCCUAGCAUUCAACAGCCUGGAUUCUACUGGCUAGAGGUCACAUUCACAGGAAGACUGGCGACCAACGAUGACGGAUUCUAUGUGUCGUCUUACGUAACGGACAGUGGCGAGCGAAGAUACUUAGCAACGACACAGUUCGAAUCAACCAGUGCGCGCAUGGCAUUCCCCUGCUACGAUGAGCCAGCUCUGAAGGCAACGUUCACCGUAUCGAUCACGCACAGCAUUACGUACACUGCCAUAUCGAACAUGCCAGAAGUUGGACGAAGCGACGCGGAUGGUAUGCGCACUACCGUGUUUAGCAGGACGCCAAUCAUGUCCUCCUACCUAUUGGCGUUCGUUGUGUCGGACUUCCUGUACCGUAUUGCGACUCCGCAGCGAGUGUAUGUUCGCCCGAACGCUUUCCAGCAGGCGUCGUUCGCACUGGAAGCUGGUGUAAAGAUACUGGAGGUCCUGGACGAGCAUCUCGGCAUCCCGUACAGUACGUACAUGCCGCAGCUGUAUCAAAUCGCAUUGCCCGACUUUGCAGCUGGUGCGAUGGAAAAUUGGGGUCUGGUGACCUACAGGGAACAAAACUUAUUGUUCGAUCCCGCAGUUUCGACUUAUCGCACAAAAACGAACAUUGCGACUGUUAUUGCGCACGAGUACGCUCAUCAGUGGUUCGGUGAUCUGGUCACCCCCGAAUGGUGGGAAUACAUCUGGCUUAAUGAAGGCUUUGCCACGCUCUACGAAUUCUAUGCCGCACAUCUUGCCUACCCGGAAGCGGAGUACUGGGAGCUGUUCAACACGCAGGUCAUUCAGGCCGCCAUGGUUCCCGACGCGCUGACCACUACCCGUCCGAUGAACUGGAAUGCAGCUACUCCGGGUGAAAUAUCGGCCCUGUUUGAUCGUGUCGCCUAUCCGAAGUCUGGCAGUGUGUUGAACAUGAUGCGCCACGUACUUGGCGAAGAGAACUGGAAGGCCGGCCUGAACACGUAUCUUACCGACCGUGCCCUGAGUGUAGCGGUAGAUGAGCAGCUGUACACGGCACUUCAGAGCGCGAUCGAAGGCAAGGGAGUGCUCCCGAACGGCGUUACCGUAGCCCAGAUUAUGCGCACCUGGACUAAUGAGGCAGGCUACCCGGUGCUAAAUGUACGGCGAUCGUACGACUCAGGGGAUGUGAUCAUCUCGCAGGAACGAUUCUACUCCGAUCGUAAAGUGCCCAACACCAACAUUUGGAUGAUCCCGUACAAUUACGUCCAACAGGCCCGGGCCGAUUUUAACGAGUUUGAUGACUUCCAGUGGCUUGCCACGAAGGCUGCCCGCAUCGAGACGACCGUGCCCGCAACCGAAUGGAUCAUUUUCAACAAGCAGGAGGUCGGCUACUACCGUGUCAACUAUGACGAUCGCAACUGGGAGCUUAUCACUAACGCGCUGAUCGACAACUAUGCCGCUGUACACCGGCUGAACCGGGCACAGCUUAUCGAUGACGCGUACUGGCUGGCACGGUCCGGCCGACUUGACCUGCGCAUUGCCCUGCGCUUGAUGACAUACCUGCGCGGCGAGCUAGAGUACGCUCCGUGGACGGCAGCGAACGUUGCCCUGUCCUACUUCAACAGCCGUCUCCGCGGAACGGAGAAUUACCACGAUUUCGUAUUGUUCGUGGACGCUCUGAUCGAAAACAUCUACGGACUACUGACGAUCGAUGCAGUAUCGCCAAACGAUACACUGUUGCACAAGUACCUCGUACAAACGAUCUCCACCUGGGCUUGCUCGUUGGGCUACAAGGACUGUCUGGAGCGAACGGGCGCUCUCCUGCGGGCAGAGGCAUCCGGCACGGGAUCACCAGUACAUCCCGACAUUGCCACCGUCACGUACUGCUACGGUAUGCGCACGACCGGUGAAUCCGAGUACCAGUAUGUGUAUCGCAAAAUGAUGGACUCGAAAAAUCUUGCCGAACGAACCAUGCUUAUCGAUGCGCUGGGAUGCUCCAACAACACGGAGUACCUCACGGCCUUCAUAUCGACUGCCCUGGGCAGUGGAACCGGUGUGGAGAUCAACUACCGUGCGGACGAACGUCGCCGUGUGAUUCAGGCCGUCUACUCCGGCAGUCGGGUCGGUGUAGACGCGCUGAUCGACUACCUGAUGGACCCUAUUCAGGCGAAUGAAUUUGUCAGUGCACUCUCCUCGUCCACGCUCAAUUCGGCCCUGUCUGCCAUUGCUUCGCGCACCAACAACGAGGCAGAAAUGAGCAAGCUAAAUGCACUCAUUACUGCGCUGGGUAGCCGCGUCAGUAGCCAGACGGCCACUAAUCUACGCAACACGGCUCAAUCAAACCUGGACUGGGUGAACGGUUUCGAGGGUUUGAUGUUGACCAACUUCUUGAGCGAGUUUUUGACCGAUGUUCCCAACACCACUACCGAGGAACCGGAAGUUACUACGACGACUGUUCCUACUCAGUCGACUACCACGCCCGCAGCGGCCACUACUACUUCAACGGCUGCCCCACCAACCACCGUAACGACCACAACGGUGCAAACAACGACCGAAGAUGAUGGCGGUGCCGCAACGGUCGGUUUAUCGAUAGCCGCCCUAUUGGUCUCGAUUACGGUCCAUCUUUUGAGAUAA